This is a messenger RNA of Ylistrum balloti, 969 nucleotides long. RefSeq names its product T-cell leukemia homeobox protein 3-like. Gene Ontology annotation, biological process: regulation of transcription by RNA polymerase II; animal organ development. The coding region runs from base 1 to 969 and encodes 322 amino acids. Gene Ontology annotation, molecular function: DNA-binding transcription factor activity, RNA polymerase II-specific; RNA polymerase II cis-regulatory region sequence-specific DNA binding. NCBI's taxonomy places the organism in Eukaryota, Metazoa, Mollusca, Bivalvia, Pectinida, Pectinidae. The transcript is spliced from 3 exons. Gene Ontology annotation, cellular component: nucleus. The record is from RefSeq and is a predicted model, not a curated record.
AUGGACAAGAAGAACAAGUGUCAAGAUAGAGGGGAUACGCUGUCGUCUUCAAUUUCUUCAAAAGAGAAAGACGACAACGAGCAUAUGGAUGAAUCAGAUGAAAGAUCUCAAUCACCAAUUUUAAUUACACAUCACCAGGAACAACAUCAACAACAACACCAACAACAAAGUUGCGUAAAACAACAUGUUAAUUCUUCGGGAACAACUAAAGUACGACCUAGUCUUUCAUUUGGAAUCAGUAGAAUUUUAGACAAUGAUUCUAAUUCAGAUUCGGACUUUCAGUCAGGUGGUGAGGACAACGGGCCUUGUGAUGGCCGUUCGAGACGUGAAAACGUCACACCGGACAAACAUUGUUUAUCUGUGAAAACACCCCCAAAUGACGAUGACAAACCAUUCAUACAAGUUCCUAAACUUACACCAGAAUUGUUUGCAUCUGUAUCAAAUGGUUACCAUGGAUUCCACGUGCCUCUGGCGGUACCUAUUCACCGACCCCACCCCGUUUUUCCAACUAUGACGUCAUAUACACUACCAGGAUGGCUCGACCUACGACGGGACAGAUUUGGUGUGACAAGACGAAUAGGCCAUCCAUACCAAAACAGAACACCUCCAAAACGGAAAAAGCCCAGGACAUCUUUUACCAGACUACAAAUUAUGGAACUCGAAAAACGCUUCCACAGACAGAAAUACUUAGCUUCAGCUGAAAGGUCUGCUUUAGCUAAGGCAUUGAAGAUGACAGAUGCUCAGGUGAAAACAUGGUUUCAAAACCGUCGAACAAAAUGGAGACGACAGACAGCUGAAGAGCGGGAAGCCGAGCGCCAGGCAGCCAAUCGGUUGAUGAUAAGUCUGCAAGCGGAAGCCAACAAGACAAUAUAUGACAUUCGAGACCCCUUGUGCAUGAGCAAUUCUUCCCUACACGCACUUCAAAAUCUUCAGCCAUGGGUUGAUGAUUCCUCCCGUAGUGACCGGUGA